Molecule: messenger RNA, 5257 nt
Organism: Poecile atricapillus (Black-capped chickadee)
Lineage: Eukaryota; Metazoa; Chordata; Aves; Passeriformes; Paridae
Product: mediator of RNA polymerase II transcription subunit 1-like
Exons: 20
Coding region: 1-2769 (922 amino acids)
Biological process (GO): regulation of transcription by RNA polymerase II; cellular response to thyroid hormone stimulus
Cellular component (GO): mediator complex
Molecular function (GO): transcription coregulator activity; nuclear thyroid hormone receptor binding; nuclear vitamin D receptor binding
Source: RefSeq, a predicted model, not a curated record
AUGCAGCUGCAGCAAAUUUCUUUAGUGAAAUCUGACUUGGCAAACUCUUACAAUGCACAAAGUAACUCAGAACUAUUAAAUGACUUUACAAGAAUAACCGCAGAACCCACAUACGCGUACAGGGUCUCCGGCACCCGGCCGGGGAAGGAAUCGCCGCUGCAGCCGCCGCUCGGUCCCGCCGGGCCAGUGGGUACGGGCGGUGCCCGCCACCGCCCCGCAGCCCCGGGGACCCGCACCCGCCCCCCGCCGCAACAGGCGGCCGGACCCCGCCGCCCCCUCCCCGCUGCUCCCCACGCCCCGGAGGGCUGCGGCCGGAGGUCGCCAAGGUCGACGCCCGUAACCUUCAGGGAGCGGCCACCGGGCCCCCGCAGGAGGUUCGGGGCGCCGCCCGCCCGUCCCCACACCCUGGGGAGGGGCCGGCAGGCGCACACGGCCGGCCGGGGGGCGGCGGGGCGGCAGGGCGGCAGCCGCACCCCGACACCAAGCCCCGACACCAAGCCCCGAGCGGCGCAGAGCGCCGGGCGCGGAGCCGCCGUAAGCCGCCGCCCGCACGGCGGCUUCCCCGACGCCGGAGAGCUGCCCCGGCACGGGCGGAGCCGGUUCCCUGCGUUCCCCCCGGCCCCGGCGGCCGCGGUGGCGGCGGCCUCACCCCGGCCCGGCCCGCGCGCCCCCGGCUCACCUGCGGCGGUGGUGCCGGCGGCGCGCGCUCCGCUGCCCGCCCGAGGAGCGCGCGGGGAGGGGCGGGGCGCGCGAGGUGAGGCCCUGGCGCCGCCCCCGCGCGCACGGCCGGCGGCGCGCGCGGCCCCGGGCGGAGGGCGGGCCCGGCCGGGCCGGGGCGGGCCGGGGCGGAGAGCGCCGCCGCAGGAGCCGCAGCGUCGACACCGGGCGCGGCCCCGCCGCCCCCGCUCCGCGGGCGGGGCGCGGUGUCAAGAGCCGAGGCGCGCAAGCGCAGUGCCGGCCAAGGCUGAGCGGAGCGGGGCGGGUGGGCCCGGGUCACCGGUGCGCGCGCGGGCGGGCCCGGUCCCGGAAGGAGACGACUGCUUCCGUCGGAGGCGCGUACUGGAAGGCCUCAAUGAGCUCUUCCCAGAACCUUCUCUACUCCAGGCUGAACAACCUGAGCUCUCUCAGUCUGUCUUUAACAGCUAUUAUGCAGACCAGAACAUUUUGACAUGUUUUUCAGGUGUUCUGACAGCUAUUUCUACCAAUGCUUUAAUGGAACAGUUGCGUUUAAAAUAUCAACAAAGGCCAUGGACUGAAACUCUAAAACUUGUUUAUUUUUGCAUGGGUAACCCACAUCGAAAGCCUGUCAGUAAUGCUCCAGAUGGUCUAUUGCUUUCCUGCAUGGAGAAGAUAGAGAGGACAUUAAAUGCUAAAUCCAUGUUUUCUGUGAUGAAUACAUUGGAACUUUUAUCCAGACAAAAAGGACUUACUGUUCAUGUUAGCCCCAGUGGAACUGCCUGCUACAUAACAUCAAUGAUGUUUUAUGUAGAAAUUCAGCUGGAGAAGGAUGGAGAUGUGAUGGAUGUAAAGCUGGCUCACUUUGAAGAAGCUCCUGUGGUUUGUGAUGACUUGGUCCAGCUACUAAGGAUGAAGAACUAUGAUGCCUUUGGCAAGAUUCUAGAAGACCUGUCAAAUAUGUAUCAAAUUCCAGGAAACAGCGAAAUGAAAGCUAAGGUAUAUCUUGCUUUGCAGGCCCUUGAAAAAGAUCUUUAUUCAAUGUCUCUUCUGGACAGAACACAGGAUCUAAACAGAGUUACUGAAGUACUUAAUGGAAAAGUAGGACACCUGGUGCCAAGAACUGGAGGAACCCCAAUGAACAUUGAAUUUUACAUUUCUCCCUAUCAAGUUUUGGAAGCAGAACUAAAUCAUGGUUCCCAGGUAUGUGGAACAAAAACAGUUGUAACUGUUGAAGGCAUGGAUACACUCCACAAACUGCCUCUUUCUCCAUUAAUUGUAGAUCCUCAAGCUGGAGAGGACAGCAGCCUUGUUUUUUUGCAACUGAAUGAUGAACUCAGCAUGGAUUUGCCAGCUCUUUUUGUUCUGAAGUUUCAUCAACCUGUUCCAAUGUCUUCAUCCAGUAUAGAAGAGAUACAGAGGCUCACAGGAAUUCAGAUUUCUGGCUUGAAACUAGCUCCACUGUAUGAGCUAAUUGUUCACGCUACUCUUAAAGAAAAAUGCAGUGAAGACUUGUCUACAAAUAAAUCUUGUUUCUUUGUGUCUCUUCCAGAUUGCCCAGAGCACUGUUACUUCAUAAACAAGGGUUCAGAAAAAUCUGAUUUAGCAGGAGCUUUGGUCAGUAAAAUCCCAUUUAGCCAUCCAAAGUGUGUGCCUAGCGUAAUAGAGAUUCUUCGACAUCAAGUGGCAUAUAACACUCUUAUUAGCAGCUGUGUCUCUGAGAAGCAUAUAAAUGAAGAUGAUUCAGAACUGCUUUACUUUGAAGUGGUACCACACAAGAACACCAGCUUUUCUGUCUUUUUCCUUCAUCCUGUGAAAGAGAAUUUAGCCUGUGGUAUGUGUGGAAUAACUGCUACUGUCCUCUUUACUGAGCUGACAAGGGACUUGGUUCUAUCUAGGCUCUUGCACUGUUUCUCAGUUACAAACAUUCUAAGGGCCACUCAAAAGUCUGCAGCCCAUGAAAAACACCAAGUGUAUACACUUGUAUAUAAACUCCUUACUAGAAGGCGCUCUGUACUCAGAAUAAUACAGGAAGUAAAUGCAAAUAUUCAAGUCCUGUUUUGUCUUGGCCUGCCUUUAAUUAAUAAAUUGUAACUUCCACUAUUUCUGAUUUAAUUAUAUUAAGGAAAAGCAAGUAAUGCAAAUAUAUUGCUGCAAACCUCUUUCCACUGAUUUCAGUCUUACAUCUCUUCAAGCAUCAAAAUGAAAGGAUGGUUUUCAAUGUUUGUAAGUAUUUAAAAAAAAAACAUUUUUCUGUUCUGUUCCUUCUUAGUGGUAGUUGAUGUUAUAAGCUCUAGAGAAGUCCAAUGUCACCUUCAUUUAAAUCCUCAAGAUCCAACUCUAAAUUCUAGUGAUGACUUCAUAGCAAGAGUUGUGAAACGGUAAGUACUUUUAUUUUAUAACAGUUGGAAUGAACAUCAGAUGUCCAUUUAAUGGUAAUAUCAUGUGCGUUCAUAAUGCCAUAAACUCAGCAACUGGAAAACUUCACUUUAGUAAAAUGCUGUAAUACAAUAGUGGGAAUAAGUUACUUCAGUGUCUUAAAUAGCUCUUUCAAAAAUUUUGAACAUUCACAGUGAUGAAGUGUUUCUAGUAGAAAGCAUGUGGAAGCAGGGAAAGACUACUGAGUGAAGAGUUUUACCUUGUAAAAAGAUGCUUUUCUGAAGACUCUAGCUGAUGACAGUCUCAUGUCUAGCAUAACUUAGCAUGGAAGUUGUUUUUACACAUCUACCUAACAGCAAUCAGUGUUUCUCUUCAGAAAGUGAGUUGUAUAUGGCAUGUCUACAACACUGUCUCUCGCUUGUUUUCUGAACAGAUUCCAAAAGAGCAAGUUGUUGCGAUACAUGAGUAUAGGCUAGACAAACUGACUCAGAACAUAGUCUAAGAGCACUAAUUGAUUUGGCAUAAGCUAGUAUACAGCUAUCAUCUGCUGUUUGAUGACAACAAAAUCAAUGCAGGCUGGAUUUUGAACAUGAUUUUAAACUAGGCACUAUUUUUGGAACCAGGUAAAGAAUGUGAAAACACCUCUUCCAGUAUAGUGUUUUAGAAAAGAUAUGUUCUGUACCUGUGUUACACAAAACAUGAAGGUUAAAAUUAUAAAACUCAACAAGAAUUAAUAUAUUUCAAUAUUCUUAAUUUUGGUUUUCACUAGAAGCACCCUUAUGACUUUUUUUUUUUUGACCAGACCCUCCCACUCUUUCAGUCAAAGCUGCCUUGCACACCCAACUUCAAAGAUUCAGCACUAGAUUUCAGUGUGUUAACAUGUAUUUCUGGUACAGCACAUGUAGUUUAUAUUAUGGUUACAAUGUAACACCAGGUUGUACAAGACAAAACCAGAAAGGAAGUAAUGGUGGUUUUCAUUCAGGUGCCAGCCACAGUGUAAAAAACAGAAGUACUUUAAGGAAUGAAUGAAGUCAGUAGUAGUGACUAAUGUGUCAUUUCCUUCUUCAGUUGCAUGUCAGUCCCAGUUGCCAUGAGAGCUCUUUUCAGGAAUGCUGCCAAGGUGAAAGCUGACAGUGAAACACAACACAUGGACAUGGAACAACCUGAACCACAAUCGGAGCAAACUACAGAUUCUAACAUUCUCAAAGAAAGUCUUUCUGGGGCUGGUCAGCAAGACUGGACAGUGACAGAUAAGCCAAAUAAUACAGACAGCACAGAAGAAAAUUUCUCUACAGCCAAACUGGAAACUCUGGGUGAUAACAUGGAAAAAAAGUAACCUCUCACUAUGCACUGAAACUUCGUGGAGGAAAGUAAUUCCAUAGCUGGUAGAGAAGUGUUAUGAUAGACAAAAACCUGAUGGCUUUACAAACAACAACAAAAAAAGGUCUGCUUAGUAAUUUGUGAAUUGUAUCUCCUCUAUGCAAACUUUUACAUAUGGGAAAGUAGUUCCCUUGAAUCUGCAUUUUUCAACAUCCAAAUUUCUAAAGUCUAAAACUGUUCUAUUAUUUUGUCUUGUUACUGAAAACCUCAAAAAUUGUCUUGGUAAAUAAGAUUCCCUCUAACACUGUCUUUUUUAUUGUUAGAAGGGAAGGCAUUACUUUAUUCUGGGUCAAGAGAUGUCUGUGGCUGACAAAGUUCCAGCCUCACUGUUGACCCUGAUACAAAACUCUUUCACUUAUUUAUGCAUUUUUAGCGAGCAAAGACAUUAAUGUUCAUUGGUUUAAUUAGUAUUCUAUACCCUGCUAGUUAUUGAUUUCUUUCUCUUCAUGCUAAUCUGGUCCUCAUCCUUUUAUAUUUUUCUCAGACAGUCUCCAACUUUCCAAGCCUUAAUCUCCUCUAUAUCUUCCGGUUACUCUAAUGUCCUUGAGUGGCCAUAAAUUUAAGAUCCCAGAUGCCAAAUCUUCUAAUUCCUUUGGCUUUGUUUAUUGCAGAUUGUUACACUUAGUUUUAACAAACUUAAGGUUUCAGUGAUUUAAUGAUCAUAGUAGGUCUGUGAAGAAACUUAACUGGUGUUGGCUAAAAGUGGGCACUGCUUACAACUGGUUAAAACAACUACUUAAAAAUUAGUUAGGUAAGUUAUAUAACUUCCAACACUGUCUGCACCAUAUAUACUAUCAGACUAUGGAAAAAAUCUGUGUCUAAC